UACGCACGUGGCCCCAGCAAGGAAAGAAGCCCGCGCUGCUCUGUUCGCACGUGCGAUCGUCAUCAAUCCAUCUCUCGCUCUGCUCCUCUGUAGAAUCUUCCAAUCAUCGUCGGCGUGGUGGUCGCUGGCUUCUCGUAAACUCUAGGAACUCUUCUCCCAAAUCCUUCAUCUGCGACUCAUCUCGAUCGAUCUCGCCGCUGAUUGGCAUCGCCGGAGAUGAAAAAGAGUAAAUCGAGUAAAAACGCCCAUGUCCAUCAGCAGAAUGGCCAUGCUCUUCCCUUCAAGUUCGCCAAGUUGCUCGAUCCUGAGGCUUCUUGGGACAAGGAUCAAUUGGGAGAUGUGCUGCAUUGGAUCCGGCAAGUAGCAGGACUUGUUUGUGGUUUGCUAUGGGGCGCGGUUCCUCUCAUUGGUGCGAAAUGGAUCGUCCUAUACCUGGUGUUGUCUUCAUCCAUUGUCUAUGGAUACUAUGCGCACAUUCUUAAAAUUGAUGAAGAAGAAUUUGGUGGCCAUGGAGCACUACUUCAAGAGGGACUCUUUGCAUCAUUUACGCUGUUCUUGCUAGCUUGGAUUCUGGUAUACAGCUUGGCACAUUUCUGAUUAGAACAUUUGGGAAAGUCUAUAGUCUGUUCAUCAUCAUGGUUAGUUCUUGAACAAAUGGAAUAACUCGGAUAGCCACAGCAUCACUGCUUACCACCUGCAAACAGGUUUCCUGGCUUUGUUGCUUUGCAUACUUAGAUCGUUCAUUUGAGAUGCAUAAGUGCUUAAUUACAUUACGAUCUUGACUAUUUCAUUCAUAUUUUACUAUUGGAGUUAUUCUGCAUUA
Messenger RNA from Dioscorea cayenensis subsp. rotundata (Guinea yam), 823 nucleotides. Its product is annotated as respirasome Complex Assembly Factor 1-like. The transcript has 4 exons. The coding region runs from base 217 to 597 and encodes 126 amino acids. The record is from RefSeq and is a predicted model, not a curated record. Lineage: Eukaryota; Viridiplantae; Streptophyta; Magnoliopsida; Dioscoreales; Dioscoreaceae. Gene Ontology annotation, biological process: mitochondrial respirasome assembly.